Messenger RNA from Silurus meridionalis, 6163 nucleotides. Its product is annotated as mucin-16. The record is from RefSeq and is a predicted model, not a curated record. NCBI's taxonomy places the organism in Eukaryota, Metazoa, Chordata, Actinopteri, Siluriformes, Siluridae. The transcript is spliced from 5 exons. Bases 142 to 5040 code for a protein of 1632 amino acids.
UAUACGCUCCUGUGGUCCCUGCUCUCGCUGAUCGAGUCACUCAAAAGAUCCGAGUCAAGGGAGCCGACUCACAUUGUUCGCGACUCUCCCGUGGCUCAUUUGCGCGUGGAAACUAAACGAGUACGGAAGGUCUCGGUUAGAAUGUCAGCAGGCGCCUCGGGUGGGACGUCAAACCGCUAUAAGAUCAGAACAAACACCGAGCGAGGGAGUGCACCUGUUGAAAACUCAUCACCGGGGAGAGAGAGAGAGGGGGGUCUUGAAGACACAAGAAGAAUUAAGUGUGUCACCAGAGCAUCAACCGAGUGCAUCCAGACCGCUAAGAACGUGCACACAAGGUGUAAGACACUUGUGAAAAGCAAAGAGGAGUGGGCCAGCACACCGGAGAACCAGGACAAGAUUUGCUUCACGUCAUUCUUCUCGCUGAGGUUCCCAUCAACGAGGAGCGACAGUCAAAGGGGAAAAGUCCGCGUUGCUACAAAGCUGAGAAGUAAUGAUUUGCGCAGGGAUUCAGAUACGAAGGUAGCCGCAGUACAACCCGAGUUUAAAAAGGAUUUCCUAGUCAACACGUUAAGAGCAUCAACUGGAACAACAACUGAAGAUAAGGAUGUGUCGAAAUCGCAAAAUGGUGAUCUUGUCUAUUCAUGGCCAAACCAUGCUGAGCAUGCCCUCUCCAGUCACGGAUCCUCGGACGGAAUACGGCGUGGCUUAGCCCUCUGUGCAGAAAACUGCACACAGGAACAGUCCGCAGGUUGUGAACAAGUGGCAGAACUUCGAAUCACUGAGAGUAAAAGUGUAAAGGGGCAAUCAGGAGUUAAUUACCCUCUAGAACAGAAUGCGGAAGGAACUGUUUCUCACAGUAAUCUAAUCCCUUUUAGAGAGGAUACCAGUUCAAAGGUUGACUCUGACUGUCAGGUCUGUGCAUGUUCUCCAACAGCAAUACAACGAAACUUAUCGCUGCCCUCAUUCCCUGAUUCUCGAUACGGUCAAAAUCCGAAAUCAGAUCUUGUCAGUUCCACUGCAGUGAUGUUUACUUCUACUUUAGUCUCUGUUCUUGCUCCUCAUUGGACCGGGCGCCUUAGGAGACACAAGCGAGGAUUUAGCGAUGUUGGACAAGACACUGAGCAAAAUACAAACCUCUCAGCUUCAGCUCAGAACGAACAGCAACAAAGAUUUCCACUCCAGCAGAUACAGGGAUGGGGUGAACCAGUCAGCGACUGCAGUAAUAGGCUCAGUGGAUCAACAGGAUUUAGCCGGAGCUCUGUUGAGUGGCAAAACGAAAGCUUCUCACAUCUCUCUGAAACAAAAAAACAGUUUUCGAAGACCAGUUAUUUGAGAAUGAACAGGCAUGCAGUAGACCAAACUGCAGAAUCUGGCAACUCCCUUCAUAUGUCAGUGGACUCUAGUGAGGUGGUCCCCAGGUCCUCAAUGUCCCUUCAAUUCAGUAACUACAGAAGGAAAGCACAGUCAAUGGAUCAAGGAGUGUCCUUUCCUUCACUAAGGUCUAGGCCAACAACCAGCACUUUGCUUUUGUCUUCUAGAAGGUUGAACUCAAGAAAGCCCACUCAUGAGUCCUUACAAAUGGAGAAGCAGUUGUCGACAUCCAUCAGCUCUUUAAAUACCCCUUGUAGAAGCAUAUUGAAGAUUUCCCAACCACAACACAACCUAGUCUUCCCAAACGAUCCAUCCAAAGAGACACAUUUGACAAAAAACAGGCUUGCAUCUCCUGAACAACUCUCAGUCACACACAAACUAGAACCCUCGACUUCAAAACCAGGAGAGAUGGACUCAUCAAGCAAGCAUCGCUAUAUAAUCACAGGGGAUUUUGACAUGAUCAACAGAUCACCUCCUGCUACAAAUUAUGCAAAUAGGGAAAGACUGUUUUCAAACUAUACAAGGUUACAUCAAUCAGAUAGUUUGAAAUCUGCUCAGGGUCAGAGGGGAUUUGACCCAAACUUUACUGACAAUAAACAUUUAUCAAAUAGUAAUAUCUCAGAAAAGUCUGCUUGGAUUUCCCAGAAGGAAAAUGCAAAUAGUAGAUUUGUUUUUCCACAAAUUCCCUCAAACCUGAAUUCUGAGAGACUGAUCACCAACACCUCAAUGACAAACACAAAUCUUACACCGAGCACUUAUGUACAGUCUAGCAGUAUCAACAAUAUGAUCAACUCGAACAAGACCAGCACUAUAAAUAGUCCAACUAGCCCCAGAACAAUCCAAUCAAUUACCACCAGUGGCCCAUUCAGUUUAACUCCUGUCCCCCUGACUCCAAACCAACACAACAUUCAGAACUCGUGCGGAUCAGAUGCGCUUUCAUCGAGCCCAGUUAACUCUGUACGGAUGAGAACAUUUACAGAGAGUCUUAGCAUCUCACCUCGGAAAGAUUCAACUGUAGAAGGAACGAGCCCAUCUCAAUAUUGGCCAGUUUAUCUGAACGCUAAGAAGCAGUCAGAUGAAUCAAAUCAAAGCACUUUAGAUCAGCCAAGUCCUUUAUCCCCAUCUGAGUUCAAGCCCAGAAAAGUUUGUACUCCAAGCAUCUACAAAUAUCUAAGGGAAACCAGCCCACCUAAAAGCACACAGACAUCACCAGCAUUGAGCUCUCCUAAUCCUCAAAUCUCACCUCUAAAGCAAAUGCAGGAAGAAGAUAAAAAUUCAAGGAACCUAUGCUUCACUUUUGACUUAAGCUCAGCGGAAUCACAUGAUCCUCUUUUAAAACCUGACUCCAGUUCACCACAAUCUGUACCAGACGACUCUGGCAGAAGAUCAGGGUCUCGUCUAAGUAAAUCCCCUUACUCCACCCUAAUUUCUACAAGAGCGGCAGUUAACAUCCUUUCAUCUCCACCUGUGACCCACCAGCACAGUAGAUCCCUUUCCUACAGUAGUUCACCAGUAGAUGAUAAGUCUCCAGAGAUUGCGAAAAAAUCUUAUACUUCUGUCCUCAGAGACCGACUGAGUCAAAGAAAAUCUCCAGUGAUGGAGCCAGUGGGUUCUACUGAUCUUCAGGUUACAUCUAAAACAGUUUCUUUCUGUCAAGAUGGAAUCUCAAAAAGCUCAACAGAUGCAAAGUUCUCAGACUGUCAAACUAACACUUUAAUCCCAGACACAACACACCCAAAACAGACUGACUCUGUCAUUAAAAAUAUCCCUCAUGAGGGACUUAAUGGCAUAUUUUUGUCUCAGAGUGACAAAAGAAGCACUUGUACAAAUGACAGGUUGAAUUCCAAAGAGCUUUCUUCGCCACAAGUCACGUCCCUGGUUAGUGAGGUGCCGCAAAAAGAAGAGGAACCAGAAAUCUUACAAAGAAAUGGAACAUUUGAGGCAAGUCAGGGCCCUAAUUUAAAGAGAAGCCUUUUUGCAUUAAGAAGUAAGAAAGAUAAUGUUCUGCCAUCAUCUGCAGAGGGUCUGGCUGUUAAAAAAGGUGAGAUGACAGGACCUAAAACCAUCAAGAGAGUGGACCAGUUUUUUAAUCACUUGAGACAAAGAUUUGGCGGCAAAAUUUCAGACGACAGUGACACGACAAACAAGAGAAAGACUAAAAAGGAGGAUUUAAAAGUUAAAUCUUGUGAAAGCGUUAUGAAGGAAAACCAAAGUAAUGAUCUGACAUUUACAAGACAGUCUAAACCCGAGGAGUCGUUAGACAGCAAGGCUUUUGAGAGGACUAGGAAAUUAGACCAAACGGAUUCUCACGCAAUUCGGGCACAGAAUAAAUCUGAAGAGUUUUUAAACAAUAAGGCUCUAGAAACUUCUAGACAACUAGAUCUUAUGGUUGAUCUGACCGUCAAAAGACAGACUAAACCUGCAGAGCUUUUAGACAGCAAGGCUUUUGAUAGAACUAGGAACUUAGACCACCUUGGUUAUGGGACAGUUAGGACACAGAAUAAAUCUGAAGAGGUUUUAGACAUCAGGGGUCUAGAAAAAAGUGGGAAACUAGACCAGUCUGAUGAUGUGACCGUUAGAAGAAAGACUAAAAACGAGUGGUUUAUAGACAGUAUGACUUCUGAAACCAAGCGAAAAGAACAGAGGCUUUCUGAAAGUCUAUCACCAAAAACUCCCCAAACAUCUCCCAGAUCUCCAAAUACCCAAGUCUCCUAUAUUAUAGACUUGUGCGACUCUUCUACUCCUACGUUAUCUUUCAGCCGUAAAAAACAAAACAACUCACCAAAUCUAGAUGACCACAAAAGACUAAUCGAGGAAAGCAAAAAUAGACACCUGGGUAGACCCCUUAGUCCAAACUGGCCUAAACCUGAUAAUAUCAACCGCUAUGCCACACUGCCACCAGGCAAAAGAUCCAGACUUGUCACGUCUCCAACACCUUCUCCAUUUGAAUGUUUUUCAGAAGACGAUCAAAAUGAUAACGUGUUUUUCAGCAGUGUCCUUUCGAAAAAAAAUCACACCUCUCUUGGUGAAAAUGAGAACGUGGCUCAACCAGACAACAGUUUAAAAACUGGGACGCAAAAUUCAACAGGGGGUAUUUUGUCUUCUCCUAUACGAGAAGUUGAUAUCAAGUAUGGACUGCAUCGUGGAAGAUCGGUCUCGGUUAGCAGUGUAGUUUCAGGGCGUCCCUCAGGUCCUGGGCGAAUCUCGAUGGGAUCAAGGCAAAGCAGUGUGAGUGACUUGAGCAGCUUGGACAGUUUUGUGAGCAAGAGCCAGCAUUCAAGUAUCAACAGUUCACUCAGUUCACCUGAGAAUGAUUUCACAACGUCUACUAGCCACAUGCCUUAUAAGGGACCCACAGGGCGGGGGCCAUCAGAGGGCCGACUCAGGAGCCCAGAUAACCAGGAGCCCAGUUCAUUCUCAUGGGAUAUGGAAUCAGAUCCAACACCACCUCAUUCUCCUCUGCAAACUCGGCGUAUAUCCCAAAUCUCCAGCCCAUCUUCAGCAACCUGCAGGUCCCCACCAGAGAGUUUGUCUCCUCGUGGACUUUUGCCUUCCAGGAACUACAAGUCCACGCUGUCAGUUUUUGAGGAGUCGGAUUCAGAGACCACUACUGACGGUGAAUACUAUCUCAACAGCGAUGAUGACAAUGAGAAAGAAACAGAACUUUAGUGGAUUAUAUCGUGUGCCACAAAUGACAUUUGUGUGGUCUUUGGAUGUGAAUGUUUUGUAUUUGUGCACUUUGAUCAGGUUUUUCUCAGGAACAAAAUGCAAUAGCAAUGUUAUAAUAUGUCCUGCAGUGUCGGGUAGAAAUUAUAAAAAAAACAAUCUCUAUCAAGAUCGAACUUGUGAAUGAAAUGCGAUAAAAAUCAAUAUGAAAUCAAAGCGCUGAAGCUCUUACACAUGCUCCUGUUUAAGCUUGCCCUGGCAUGGAUAAUUGCUUCAACCCAAGUGCUACAUUUGAACCCAUUUUUAGUUUGAGAUUGUUAUUGAAAUUUAAUCAUGACAAUUUAUGCACUGCAGAAACACAGGCGAUAUUCAGGUUGUGUGUUUUGUAAGAUUUGUGUAUGAAGCUUGUAUUGAUCAUUGUACAGAAUUUGAUGUUUUAUAGAGGAAAACAAGAUUUUUUUCUUUUUUUUUAGCCACAGAACAAAUAUCAUAUAUUGCUUUGCUCAACUAAGAUAAAAUAAGGUUAGGGUUGAAAAAUCUUAUCAAAAUACUUGACAUGUUUAUAACAGUAUUUUUUGCUGAGAUUUUGCUAAAGGCAAGACAUGAAGUACUAGAAGCAGAUCGGUUUUAAUUUCAAAACGUACAAUUUUUCAAAAAAGAAACGAUUCAACGAGGAAAAUGUUCAUGUUUAUUCAACUGUGCUUCUUUAUUUUGUUCAUAAUUUUGAAGUUGGAUCUAACAAUAAGCACAGCACCUACAGAAAAAUCUAUAUUUUAAUAUAAUUCAUUGCGAUAUCAACAUAUCACUUACUUCUACUGAUUUGAUUGUUCUAUGUUGGAAUGAAUAGAUCUUGAAAGAAAUUUAUAAUUUAAUAUUUAAUAAAUCAUAGAAAAAAAUAUUUUGAAGAAAACAGCAUGUGUUUAAUGCAAAUAUGACCAAACCAAUGAACAAACGAAUCCCCAUAAGUAAUUAUGUGAUUCGCUGCACAGUCAGAGAACAAUUAGAAAUUUCAGAAUUGCACAAAUUAUUUGUUUGUUAAAUUCUUUCUUGCUGCCACAUUUUUUCCCUGUGGGUGUUUUUUUUAAAGUGACUUUGAUGUGAUAAAGAAUAACUUUAUUUUUUAAAA